Cucumis sativus (cucumber) is the source of this 420-nucleotide messenger RNA. RefSeq names its product phytosulfokines-like. Gene Ontology annotation, biological process: cell population proliferation. Gene Ontology annotation, cellular component: extracellular region. The coding region runs from base 82 to 339 and encodes 85 amino acids. The record is from RefSeq and is a predicted model, not a curated record. The transcript has 2 exons. Gene Ontology annotation, molecular function: growth factor activity. NCBI's taxonomy places the organism in Eukaryota, Viridiplantae, Streptophyta, Magnoliopsida, Cucurbitales, Cucurbitaceae.
GUUUUCAAUUCUGUGUUUAAAAGCCCACAAUUAUAAUCCUUUUUCCUCCACUCUUAAUUCAUAUUUCCAAUUCACAGAAAUAUGUCGAAGAUUAAUCUCCCAGCUCUCAUCAUCCUUCUUGCAGCACUUGUAACAAUAAUGUCCCUCAUCAUCAUACCAUCCUCUCAAGCUACCACUUCAUGUGAACCCCCACAUCGAAUUGUUUCUCAAGAGCUCGUCGCUGAUCAAAAUAACGAUGAACCAUGUGAAGGACCAGGGAAAGAAGAUUGUCUUAUUCGAAGAACCUUACAGGCUCAUACUGAUUACGUUUAUACUUGUGAUAAUCCAACCGAGCCAUGAACUAUACCGCUCAUAUUUUCUUUUCUUUUCUCUUUUGUUUGAUCAUUACUUACACUUUCAUAUAAUAAAAAUAAACAAAGA